AAAGCAGUCUUCAAAACAAUUGUUGUCUCCAGUUUACGUGCGGAAGCAUGUUUUGAAUCAGUCAAUUGUUUUGUUAUAGUAAACACUGCAACGAAAAUGCGUGGCUUUUCGUUUAGAGUCAGCCCACGAGAAAUGUAAAUAACCUACCAUGGCAUCGGAAACGGCCCAGGUCAGUUCACUGCCAUUACCACCGGUCCAGUACAUCAGCCAAUACACAGAUGAAAACAUUCGAAGAGGACGUGCCCCAAGACCACCACCACCAAUACAUGACAAUUAUUCCAUGUUUGGUAACCCAUUCACUGCAGAAGACGUCAUUAUCCGGCCAUUGGAAAGUCAGGGUAUUAAACGCCUGUACCCGCAGCACUUUGAUCGCCGACGAGAACUGAGAAAGUUGAACCAUUCACUUCUUGUCAAUUUUCUGGACCUUCUUGAUUUGCUCGUCCAGUGUCCAGAGUCACCUCGCAGAGCGGAGAAGGUUGAAGAUUUAAGUCUACUCUUUAUUCACAUUCAUCACUUGCUAAAUGAAUUCAGACCUCAUCAGGCACGAGAGACGCUUAGAGUAAUGAUGGAACUGCAGCGUCGGCAACGGAUUGAAACAGCUCAACGGUUUCAAAAACAUCUGGAGAAGGUGAUGGAGAUACUACAGCAGGCGUUACAAAUGCUUCCUGAUAACAGUGAAACAGACUCAAAGUUGCUGGUGCCCACUGAGCUGUUUGAGAAUAUGGACACUUCAAACAAGGAAGAUUCUGACAAAGAAUCUUGCAAUCCUCUUGACAGACUCAUGUGUGAGAUAGUAGAUUCUAUGUGAAGUCUUUGAAGUCAUUUCAGUGCUCAGGUCAAUGGAUGUACAGACUAAGUUAUAUUGUUCAGUUUAUGAUAAGAUAAAAUACUCUUGUGGAACAGGAUGGAUGCAAUGCAAGUAAAUGUAACAUAUCAAUAUAAAACUUUUAUUCACAAUUGUGUACAUAAAUCAUUUGAGUUACAGUUAGGUUGUAUGAACAUCGUUUUUCUAUGAAAAAAAAUUGUGUGUUAGGUAUGGGUUGACUCACCUUAUAAACAAUAUGGCAGUCCUCAGAAAUGCUAAGAAAGAAAAUCAUAAUUUAACAUAUACGGGGAUGCUAUAGGGACAACAGUGUUUUGCUAUAUCAAUAAAGAAAGAUAUUAAUUUCAUUUCAUUUCACUGGUAAUGUACAAUAUUUUUAUGUGCUAUGCAAGCACACUUAUUUCCACUGAAGCUGCUCCCACAUCUAGCUUUUUGUAUCUCUGCAGUAUCCAUAGUAGUUUUGGCAAAUCUGGAAAGGAAAACUACACAAAUUUAAAUAAUACAGUAGAUGUGUGUAACAAUCCAGGUACAUUGGGUAGGAACAGAACAUGUAAACAGCUGAAAGAAAGACAAGUAGUUAUGUUCUGGACCAGCUGCAUGAAAAAGAUGUGAAUUAAUUAUAACUUAAAGAGAAAUAUGCAACACACAAUACUCCAACAAAUGUUAACAGUGAGUAACAUUAUUAAUAUAUCCCUAAAUGUAAUUCCUUUCAGUCCCCUCUUACUCAAUCCCAUAUUUUAGAUACACGUUUAAUACAUGAGCAUACAGAAUAAAAUUUUUGAACUCCAAAACUCUCUCAUGUUAAAUGCUUUAGUAUCCCAACUCUGUUUUUGGUAUGCCUGAAAAAUAUUCCAAGGACCUCUGUGGAGAUUAUUUUGUAACCUUUUGCACCUCAUGUUAAUAGAGAAAUAAAUAAAAGCUCACAAUUAAAACAUGGAGUAUUGUGCAUUGCAGGCUAUCCUAACAAAUAUAAUAAAAUUAUUAGAAUUGACUGCAUGAAAACCACAUUAUUAAACAAGAUUUUUUUUGUCAGGAUACAGAAAUUCUUCAUAUGCAAUAUCCAACAUCAUUAUCAUACCCUAGUGUAGCCACUGCAACAAAUACUAACUUCAAAGAGGGGAAAAGAUGCAAUUUACUUUUUAUAAUAAAAAAUGGAGUAGAAAUUUAAUUUAGGAAGAAUGAUUAUUACGGAAAGAAACAAUACCGCACUUUUUCUUGCUUGCAUAACUACUUUACAGGAAAAACGCGUUGAUAUAAAACACGGAUAACUGAAGUCUCCCCACGAUUUUACAUUUCUGCAGUCAGGAGUGUCACAUUAGACAGGAAUUUAGUCAAACAGUGUGACAAGAGUAAUUUGGAUUUGACUCUUCAAGCUUUCGUGGGAGAUAUGUUCUAUAUAUGGCUCCUGGGUGUACUACAGGAUCACAUUUUAUGCAUCAGACUACACUUCCUCGGCGCAACUGAUCGACGUGUUCAGGUAAUCACUGCUGGUUACAGCUGAUAAGUGUUGCUAUUUGCCAGCAACAGACACCACCUGACUAUGUCAAGCAGUUGCCUUGAGAAAAUACUGACAGAUACACAAAACAUGUUCCAGUGGCAGACCCGAGAAUCAUAGGUUGAAUAAUUAUACUCUGGAUUUUGCACACUUGAAAUCCCUCAAGUGCAGAACAUAAUUUCAAUGCAAAUUACAAAAAUGUUUCUUCACAGAUCAUAAGUUUCUAGCUACAGUAGAACAUGGAAACCCAUACACUCAUGUCUACAAGAAGGAAAAGAGCAUCAACUGCAUUUGGGCAUAGCACAUCUGGGUCCUUCAGUAGCCUAAAGAACGAUCACUGACUGCUUUAGAACAAUGUGUAAGUUUUGGGGUGGGUAAUCACUUUAGUGCCUCAACUGAGAAACCCUGCACAGAAUUAUUUCUAGCUCAGAGACCACAUCCUUCAGUCAUAUGCAGUAUGAUAGAUAGGAAGACUUGAUUCUGGAGUCAUGACCUUUGGAAUAAAUAGCUCUUGCUAUUAUUACUAUUCAGUAAUGCUCCUACACAAGUACAAGACGACACAUGAACAAAACAAAACAAGCCACCCACACCCGGUGGAAGACACUACAACAAUACACUAUGCCAACAGCUCGUUUUGAUUGCUGCAUUUCAUUCGCACAUAUUUAUGUUUAUUUCUUUUCCUACUAUUUACUAAAUACAUUUUUACAUUUGAACUUUGUCUGUUCUUGGUGCAAUUGCUCAUAUGUGCAACAUUCAUUUUAGUACACUUCCCCAUCUUUCUUUGCAAAGGUUGAAAAUUAGAAACUGAGAAUGGA
Schistocerca cancellata (South American locust) is the source of this 3133-nucleotide messenger RNA. RefSeq names its product mediator of RNA polymerase II transcription subunit 7 (gene MED7). The transcript is spliced from 4 exons. Gene Ontology annotation, biological process: regulation of transcription by RNA polymerase II. The coding region runs from base 149 to 808 and encodes 219 amino acids. NCBI's taxonomy places the organism in Eukaryota, Metazoa, Arthropoda, Insecta, Orthoptera, Acrididae. Gene Ontology annotation, cellular component: core mediator complex; mediator complex. Gene Ontology annotation, molecular function: transcription coregulator activity. The record is from RefSeq and is a predicted model, not a curated record.